Messenger RNA from Thyridium curvatum, 1995 nucleotides. RefSeq lists its product as uncharacterized. The record is from RefSeq and is a predicted model, not a curated record. Gene Ontology annotation, cellular component: nucleus. The coding region runs from base 1 to 1995 and encodes 664 amino acids. Gene Ontology annotation, biological process: DNA-templated transcription. Gene Ontology annotation, molecular function: DNA binding; zinc ion binding. Lineage: Eukaryota; Fungi; Ascomycota; Sordariomycetes; Thyridiales; Thyridiaceae. The transcript is spliced from 4 exons.
AUGGAGCAGCAGCAGCAGCAGCUCCUGUCGCCGCAUGCCUCCGGCGCCGCCCUGACGCCGAGCUCGGCCGGCACCAUCUACGCCUCUCCGGCCCCGAGCCACCACCGGAUGGCGCACCACCACCACCAGCACCACCAACCUCACCACCGGCCCUCCUCGUCCUCCGCCGCCGCCAACGCCGCCCCUUACGGCAAUUGUAAGAGGGGGGCCAGCGGCGGCGACGAGGACGAGGACGAGUACGACGAGGAGCGCGACGACCGGGGCGCCAGCACCAGCGACAAGGCGUCGCCGUCGGAGCCGCUCAAGAAGAAGCAGAAGCGCAACAAGCCGACGCUGUCGUGCUUUGAUGCGACCGUGGCCGACCGCACUGCCUUGCAUGUAAGUCAGCUCAUGCUGGACAGUACGACAGCGCGAGACUCAUCUGACAUUCCCACAGGCAUAAAACGCCAGACAGAAUGCAAGUAUGCGCUCGUCGCAAAUCUUCUCGAGGAAACCACACGCACUGCUGCAAAUGGACGGCGAAUGACCAAGCCGCCCAAAAAGAAGCCGGGUGUUACAAAGUCAUCCAUCCCCAACAUUGCCGACAGGAGCACGCAGCACGGACGUGUGCUGUCUCACGGCUCGGUAUCCUCAUCGACGGGGCUGCUUUCCAAUGUUCCCUACUCGCACCCUACCGCGUCCAAUGUCUUCGGUAUCGGGUCGGAGCAUCCCUUUGCCAACUACUGGACGUGUGAGGGCGGCCUCCCGGAGGUCAUAUCGGUCCUUCCCGACAAGCUCCAGGCCGACAUUUUGCUGAGCCGAUACUUUGAGUGUGUUGACCCAGUAUACCCCAUGCUCCAUCGCCAGACUUUCUAUGCCGACUACGAGCACUUCUGGUCGCUGAGUCGGCCAGACAAGGACCGAUUUGACCCUUCGUAUGUCGCCUUGAUCUUUGUCAUGUUGGCGCUCGGCACCCAGUUUGUGUCCAACACCGCCGCCAAGGAGAGACGACAGACGGCCGAGUUCUACGCAUCUGCCAGCAACCAGGCCCUGCGGAUGAGCUCGUAUCUGAGCACCGCAUCCAUAAGAUCCAUUCAGACAAUGGUGUUGAUUACGUACUUUCUCAUCAACGACAACCACGCUUCGGAUGGCUGGGCCUUUGCGGGCAUUCUGAUGAGGCAAGCCUAUGCGAUGGGACUGCAUAGGGAUCCCAACAUUGUGGCCCCGAAUGCCAGCAUCUUCGAGAAGCAGCAGCGCCGCAAGGUCUGGCAGGCCGUGCUGCUGCAGGACACGUUCCUGACUGUCCUGCUAUCUCUGCCCCCGAGCGCAACGCACACUGAUGUCAGCGUCGAAGACCUCUUGACGGAGGACGCCGCGUCCAUUGCGCACAGCAACGCGACCGACAUGGCCUACAUACGGGGCUCGUGGACCCUGGCCAACCUCGUCCAGGAGACGAUAUGCAGCCCGCGGUCGCUCGACCUGCCGAUCUGCACCACGGCCCGCCACAAGUCGAAGCUCGUGGCGGACUUCCGGGCGGUCUACCGCAGCUUCCCGGACAUCUUCCGGAGCUGGGACGCCGAGUCGCUCUCGCAGCUGGCGCAGACCAACAAGCGCGUCGUGCGGCAGACGCUGUUCCUGACCAGCAACUACUUCCACAACCUCAUGCUGGUGCACGCGUCCGAGAGCCCCGACGUCCCCGUCAACGUCCGCGGCACGCUCGAGGCCGCGCACGACGCCAUCACGGCCUUCUUCGUCCUCUUCAACCUGUUCGACAUGGAGGCGCGGGUCUGGUGGGUGUUCAACCACAGGGCGUUCCUGGAGGCGCUGUGCAUCGGGGGCAUCAUCCGGGAGGCGCUCAAGGAGCCCGGGGGCGAGGAGACGGUGGCUCGGGACCCGUUGUUUGUGCGGGCCAAGGCGGAUAUCUCGCGGAUGAUUCAGAUCAUGCAGAUCAUGGGCGAGGAGGGGUCCGAGGUGGCGAAGACGAGGGUCCAGGUCCUGGGAGACUUCUUGCUUUAA